Molecule: messenger RNA, 1826 nt
Organism: Ictalurus furcatus (blue catfish)
Lineage: Eukaryota; Metazoa; Chordata; Actinopteri; Siluriformes; Ictaluridae
Gene: pdlim1
Product: PDZ and LIM domain 1 (elfin)
Exons: 7
Coding region: 131-1099 (322 amino acids)
Biological process (GO): actin cytoskeleton organization; heart development; muscle structure development
Cellular component (GO): adherens junction; filamentous actin; Z disc
Molecular function (GO): muscle alpha-actinin binding; actin binding
Source: RefSeq, a predicted model, not a curated record
UUUCACAAAGUUACCGCCCUGAGAGGUUGAAGUUAGACCGAAAGUUACACGUUUUGUUUCGCCGAGUUCACGCAAAAGGAUUAGAUCUGUCUAAUUUCUUAUAAAACAUUUUUAUUAAUCAUUAGGGAAAAUGCCCCAGCGGAUUGUCAUGCAGGGUCCUGGACCUUGGGGAUUUAGACUGGUCGGUGGUAAAGAUUUCGAACAGCCUCUGACUAUUUCACGGGUAACCCCAGGAAGUAAAGCAGCCCAGGCCAGCCUCUGUAUUGGCGACACUAUUAUUGCCAUUGAUGGUGAGCCGACGGAGGGAAUGACUCACUUGGAAGCGCAGAAUAAGAUCAAGGGUUGUGUCGAAGAAAUGGUCCUCUCUAUAGACAGAUCAGAACUGAAAACAUGGUCUCCCCUUGUCUCUGAAGAUGGGAAGACACAUCCAUACAAGAUGAGUCUGGCCUCAGAAUCGCAGGAAGUGAAACACAUAGGUUCUGCUCACAACAGGAGUGCUCUUCCGUUCAAUUCGCCAGCUGGUUCCAAGGUGGUUACAAGCCAAUAUAAUAAUCCAGCUGUCUUGUACUCUUCUGAUAACAUCAAGAACUUUAACAGUGCUGUUGGUGGUGCCAAGACCAUUAUGACAUCCAGCGAACCAAGUAAUAAUCCAGAUCUCUCCAAACCUGUCCAGCCAAAACCAUCAAUUGCUGUUGACUCCGAAGUCUAUAAAAUGCUGAAUGAGAACCAAGAGUCAUGUGAGCCUCCACGUCAGUCUGCAUCAUUCAAAGUCCUGCAGGAAAUCCUUGAGACUGGUGAUUCUGACAAGCCAUCUGGGUUUAGAAGUGUGAAAGCACCCACUACAAAAAUUGCUUCUUCCCUAGGCAGUACUGAGAAACUCUCCAUCUGUGACAAAUGUGGCUCAGGGAUUGUGGGCAUGUUUGUCAAACUGCGAGAUAAGUACCGCCACCCUGAGUGCUAUGUCUGCACUGACUGCGGAACAAACCUGAAACAGAAAGGACACUUUUUCGUCGAGGACAAGAUUUACUGUGAAAAGCAUGCACGUGAACGAGUGACCCCUCCUGAGGGUUAUGAUGUCGUCACUGUCUUCCCAAAAUAGAUGCUUCUCCAGUGAUGCUUAGAAACUGCACAUUUCCCUGUUUUGAGGAAUUCUGUACAAAUUGUAAACACUUCAUGUGGAUAGUUUUUCAUUGUAUUUUGUCAGCGUGUUUUGAAAAAGUAAACAAUUACAUCUAUUGAAAUUCAUACACUACAUAUAUCCAUUAGAAUAUCUACUUACUCAUUGUAUCAAGGAGACUAUCCUCAUGAAGUGCUUCUAAUAUUAGACAUUCCAGUUUCGUAGACAUUCCAUAUGUGAGGCAGUGAAACAUAAGUCCAUUGGUGCUAUGUUUAUGUCCAAGUCCUUGUGAAAAUACUAAUAUUAAAAAGGACAAGGUGCCACAUCUUCCACUUCCACUUGCAUAUAAAGGAAAGUAAAUAUGUUACAGUGGUAAACUUGGACGUUUCUGGCACAUUUACUGUAACUAUAAAGGAUUUGAUGUUUGGGACCAAUAAUUUUAUCUCACUGGAAAAGUGAAAAAUCUCAGUGCUUCAGCUUUCUCUGGAAACUCCAUGUAUCAGCAAUAAUACCAGAUCAUUUCAUUUUAUCUAGUUUGUUUUCUUAAGGACUGUUUGUCAAGUAAAGUAUUAUGUCCUUGCUGCCAAUUGCUUUUCUGCAAACUUUGUAAUAAAUAUGACUGAAUCAAAUUAAUUCUUUUUAAUGCCUUCUACAUACAUUGUUUUAACUCGCAGUACAAUAAAUAAAAUAAAGCAAUCCAUGGACCCAA